Molecule: messenger RNA, 4147 nt
Organism: Clupea harengus (Atlantic herring)
Lineage: Eukaryota; Metazoa; Chordata; Actinopteri; Clupeiformes; Clupeidae
Gene: rps6kl1
Product: ribosomal protein S6 kinase-like 1
Biological process (GO): protein phosphorylation
Molecular function (GO): ATP binding; protein kinase activity
Source: RefSeq, a predicted model, not a curated record
UGCUACCGCCCUCCCUGCACUAAGGAUAUUGUUCUUUGUGUGGUUAUUUCAGCGGGUGGCUCUAGUAAAUUCCUGUGAUCGCAGCCUAUACCCGUCAUAGACACCGUUGAUCUAUUUCCUUUAAAAAAUGUUUCUUUAUAAGAGAGGGAAACAGAUUCAUUGGAAAGAUGUAUUACUUGUAAAGAUGGAAGACUGUCAAUUAUUCCUUGUAUAUGAUAAACAGCGCUCUGUAUCUUUAAAUGUGGGAGCUGAGGGUUAUGUGAUGGCAUCAUCAGCCAAUAGGCUUUGAUGAUGUGCUUCUCCCUCCACCCCUGACAUCUGGGAGCGCCUCCCUAUACGGUUGUUGGUGUUGAGCAAGUGAUGGAUGCAGGAUGUGAUGGCAGACUCAAAGAAGCCAAAUGCCUGUGGCUUCUACAGUACUUCUGAAUAGAUAUCCAGGACUACAUCCAGAAGCUGAUGUUGGGAUGCCUUUUCACUGGACAUGUGGUCAAAUCUAAAGGACCUUUCAGACACACAGAUCCCUGCCCCAGGGUGGUCUUUUGUGGCACAUAGUUUCACGUGGAAUUCCACAAAGCUUAGACUGGGUAGACAUGGCCAAAACGGAUUACCUGGUGGAUGCAGCCAGGCAAAUACGUAUGGCACUAGACCGAGAGGUCGGUGAGGACUAUGAGGCUGCUUUCAACUACUACAAGAAAGGAGUUGAUUUGUUACUAAAUGGAAUUCAAGCAGACCCAAAUAAGGAACGACGUGAAGCAGUGAAGCGAAAAACCACCCAGUAUCUGAAGAGAGCCGAAGAUAUCUUCAUCUCCCACCUCCAAAACAGCUACCAGAAGGGAGGAUCUCAGAUGGAGCAGGGCUACAGCAGCCUAAGGUUCCGGCCAAUCAGACAUCUGAACUCACCGGUGGAAGAUCUAAAGAUGUAUAAAGUUGUUGGCAUCAUUGAUAAGGUUCUUACUGUUCAGAGUCUGGUUUGCAAGGAAACAUUUGUGGUAAAGAGCCUUCCCAAAUCGAGUGGAAAUAGCCGUGAUAGGCCCACCAUCAUCCCUCAGAAUGUUCCCUUUAUGGUGAAACUUGUGAGGUAUUACGUAAGUGAGGAUUCGCUCUACCUGCAUCUAGAACAUGUGAAAGGAGGGAGGCUAUUAUCCAAACUGCACAAACUCAGGGGUCAGGCAGCCAAAGAGCAUCCUGACUGCUCUAGGACCAGUCAGCACAAGAUCCGACUGAAAAACAGCUAUACAUCACCAGCUAUCAGUAGGGAAUAUGGCCAGGAUGAGGGUCAGAAUGUCAGAAUAACCAAACCCACAGAGGGGGAACCUCCAGACUCAGACUCCCCAGCAUCGUGGUACGAGGCACAGCACCGACUGGAGAACUGCCGAACUCAUUCGUACAGUGAGGAGACAGGUUGUUUGCAGCAUUCUAAGUUGGGGAUACUGGACGUCAAGUCGAACCAAGAGUUAAUAAAUGCAGCAAAGACACCGGGUGAGCUUCCAACGAUCACAUCUCAUCAAGAUCCUGCUCUCCCAAUGCAUCUCAGUUCCCACCCAGACCAACGGGAAUCACCAAAUAGAACUUCAGAACCUCCCAUAAAUCACACUGAACCUGACAUACACCGCUCCGAAUUGGACAUGGCCUGUAAUCCGUCGGAUCCAUUGCACAAGUGUGGGACUUGUAGGGUGCUCCACUCAGGAGGCGACUGUGCGGUAGAUAACGUUCAAACAUCUUUGCCCCUCUCCAAGAGAACUUACUCCACUCCCAAAACACAGAGCCAGUACAGUGGGAUUAUGCCAGCCCAGACCAGCCAAGGACCAGCCAAGGAAGUCAAUGGGAUCAUCUCGGACAACCCUCCCUCAACAACACAGAAGCAGAUGUCAAAUGGGGAGAUGGGUACAGCUGUUGUUGAACCUGUUUCCUUUCCCAGGGACAUGAACUCAGAGGUAAAAGGCGAAGCCAUUAAUCCAAGGUGCAAUAGAACAUCAUCCUCAGGGACCUUUUGGUCACAAACUGUCUCGCAUAUUCACGAUUUUGGCAUGCUGCACAUGGCUGACUCUGCUGGUAGGCUAUUAGGAGACAUAUCCGAAGAGAGGCUGAGGAAGCCUGAAGAGGAAGAGGGAUGGGGGAAUCUGGGUUUACUUGACAAAGAGAAACUUCAGGAAAAGAAAUUGGAAAGUGGGUUGGGUUCAGCAUCAUCUAGCCUCAGCAGUGACACCUAUACUCCCAAUGAAACCAGAGUCUGUGACAUGGAACAGAUCAUUGAGGUGGACGGCUGGUGCCACAUACCUCAGCUCAACAGGCAGGUUUCCAGAAGAGAGCCCCAGUACGGCCCCUGGGGACUCCCUGAGGCUGAUGUAAGGACAUGGGGAGCACAAAUCCUUGUGGCCCUGGAAAGCCUUCAUGACCAGGGUAUCAUCUGCUGUGAUCUCAACCCAAACAAUAUCCUUCUCAGUUCUUCUGGUAAGGUAUGCCUGACAUACUUUGGCCAGUGGAGUGAGGUGCAGCCAAAGGUGUGUCAAAAGGCGAUGGAACAAAUGUACUGUGCUCCAGAGAUUGGUGGUAUGGCCAAAGUCACCGAGGCAUGUGAUUGGUGGAGUUUGGGGGUCUUGCUCUUUGAACUUCUUACUGGGAUGCCGCUGUGGCAGUGCCACCCCACUGCAGUGGACUCUCACACCCAGCUCCUCAUCCCAGACCAUCUGAGCACUGCAGCAGCCUCCUUGCUCACUGAGCUCCUUCAGUUUGACGCUGGCUAUCGGUUGGGCUCCGGUGGCGGCGGUGUGAGUGACAUCAAGUGCCAUCCCUUCUUCAACUCAGUGGCAUGGCCCAGUCUGGACAGUUAAUGGUUGUCCUACAAGAUACACAUCUUAGGCUUUUUCAGACCAUAAGAACUUUCAGAUUCUAGAAACUUUAUCAGGGUUUUUGAUUCACAAAAACAAUGUCAACUGUCAGCUCCUCAGGGGUAGAACCAGGGCCCAGGACUUGAACUCAUUCUCCAAGCUGAUCUCCCUGGUCCUGGAACUUUAGAGAAUGGUGGUUAGAAACAUGCUGCUUUUGCUUUUGCGAAAGGGCCUACUGCUAAUGGGUGAAGGACAACAUUGGUUUCCCCCCGGUUUUGUAAUCUUUAUUUAUAGUCCACAGCUGCAUCCAAACUUGUGCUUUUUAGAGUUCUGGUCAUAAAUAACAAUUCUUCUCAAAAGUUCUUAAACAAUAUGGAUUGUAUUGCUGCCCAAAUUGGAAGAUCUUGGGACACAAGUAGGAGUUAAUGGAGACCCUCUAUGCAUGUGCAAUGCAUAUUAACAAUCUUUGUACUCCCCUUAUUUAAACAAGGAAACCUCACUGAGAACCAAAUUCUCCUUUUCAGAGGUGUCUUGUAUGCAAAAUGUUUCAGAAUUAUAAGGGUAGAAAUCCUUUUUUGUGGAUGUAAGGAAACAAAUAAUAGUACAAAAUUAGAAAUCAGUUCACUGUAAUAUGUCACACCUAUACAAAGCAUGUGUAUUCCCCUGUUAGCUGAAGUCCUAUCUCCCCUCCCUUUUGAUUCCUUCCUCUAAAUCCAUUCAGUGAGUGUAAACCACCUCUGGUCUAUCCAUGUUGUUCCUUGGAGCAGGAUCUACAUACUCACCCAUUGUGAUAAAGACUACUUCAUAUAUGGCCUGUGUCUGCACUGUGGGCCCGUCUGCCUGGUUUUAUAUAUCUGUGAUGAUGAAUGAGCACCUCUUAGUGGACGAAUUGAAUGGAAGCCCUUGUAGUCUUACUGCAGUAACCAUUAUGACAUACUCCCACCACUAAAACUUUCACACCCGAAGAGAGAGGGACACUAAAGAAUACUACAUAUUCUCUGUAGACUUUUGGCAUUCAUAGUGUACUUCCAUGUUUUUUUUUUUAAUCAAAUCAGUUCUGUGUUUAUGUCAUGUGCAAUUUACAAAGAUUCCUUUUGAAACCCGAUUUCAGUCAAUGACAUUUAGUGUGUUAACUGGACUGUAAGGUGUAUACAGUGUGUUGAUGGUCGACUAUAGAUAAUGCAACUACAAACGUUGCAUGAAUACCUAAUCCAUUGUAAAUUGAUGUCUAAAUAAUGAUGGUUUGGACCCCCAGGCCCUGUCUCUAUACAGUAAAUAUCUGCAAGAUAAAUCGAAUAAAAACUUCUUUUUGUAAUGUU